AAGGAAACGGUACCAAGCUAUACAGACCUCACAUAUAGAUUAAUUAUUGAGGGAUUAUAGUCAGCAUGCAAUCGGCCAUUGCAUCGAGUGCCUACUAACUCUUGUGGGCCACCGCACAUUGACUGUUGAAUUCUGAUAGUGCAUCCCGCAAUUUUCUCGUCUGAAAUCACUUCUUAGCUAAUGAGGACCAUAAGAACUAUCAACAAAUAGUACCGACCGCCUCUUACCGUUCAAUUGUCUUUGACUAGUGAUCGCUGUGUUUUGCUGGAUGAGGACACACCAUUUCCGUUCCUCUGCGAUGAUCAUGUUGACUGUCCGCUCACAGUGUGUUUUUUAGUUAUGGCUGGUGUUGACCACGCCUAUCAGUACUCUGUGGAAGUGAAGAGCAGGUUCUCACUGUUCCUGGACGACACUCUGAAUAGUGAAGACCCGGAUAUCCUGCUAUCCAAGUUGCAGAGUAAACGAAGUGAAAAGACUAAAAGGAUAAGUCACAUGUGCAACAGCAACAUGUGGUACCUGCAAAGGUCGACACGACAACUAAGAGUGAGGUGAAGGUUGAGACUGCAGCUCCGAAAGGUAAGAAAAUGUGUAAUAUUAGCUAUUUAAGUUGGUUCUCGAGUGUCGAAAACCACCAACGUCACAGAGCCGCCACCAGUGCCACCUGAAGACGUACAAAUCACAUCCACAAAGGGGACAGAUGAAUCAAUUAGUGCCUUUGUGCGUGGUCGUGGUUCAGGUAGAGGAACACCUCGAGGGAUGCGUGUAGGCAGAGGACAAGGGUCUCGAAUGGCUUCGACAGAAGCACCUCAAGAUUCAGUGAGUGAUUUGAAUGCUACCAGGUAAGCUUGUUGUGAUCUCAGUGGUUACUUACAAGAGGGCCAAGUUUCGAGCCUAGAGGACGUGGGAGAGGUAGAGGAAGAGCAAUGUUUGGUCGAGGUCGUGGGAUGCCAUUCAAUUCGAACCGAGACUUCGACAAUCAGGAUGGUCCAGAUCGUCAGGGCCCAAGACAAUAUGGUCGAAGAGAUGGAAAUUGGAGUGCUCAGGAUGUUGAUGGUCAAACAAUGCCUGAGAGUGGUGACUCAGAGCAAGUUGUGCGUUUCUCAGACGAUCGUAACGAGGUCGAGGACCAGUCAGAGCAUGCCACAGCGGAGAAUGAGGAGGGCGUGGUUGCCAACACAGAAACCCCAGUUGAGGAAGAACCGAAAAGCUACACAUUGGAAGAAUACAAGGCCAUGCGCCAGUCUUCCAAACCAGCCAUCUUACUGAACAACAAAGGUCUACGCAAAGCUAAUGAUGGUAAAGAUGUGUUUGCAAACAUGGUGGCUCACAGAAAAAUACAGGAGGUCCACGAGGAUAUCUACGAGGUGGAGGAGAAGGAAAACGAGCCUGAGGAGCAUCAGUCGAUCGACAUUGAUUUUUCUUUCGCCGACAACUUUGGAAGCCGUAGAAGAGGUGGGCGAGGAUUUGAAGGCAGAGGGUUCGAUCGUGGGCGUGGUGUCACACGCGGUGCGGGACCAAGAAGCGAACGUGGGGGUCGAGGAAGAGGUCAGAUGAGGAGUGACGGGCGAGGUCGUGGUUUCGGCCGUGUUCUGCCUAUUAACGAUCACAUUCCACCUCCAGCAAUUUACAACGACCAGGAGUUCCCUUCCUUGAAGUGAAUUCCUAAAGGAAAAUGGAAACAGACUGUUGGAUUAAUAAUAUUCUUCCUUGUCAACUUUUACUUCCUCAAAGGCUUUUAGUCCAAGCCUCUACUUACCCAUACUCAUCCCUCCCUAUUAAACUUCAGCUUUGUAAUCUAGUUUCUCCUAAAAGCAGUUCGAGGACUGGAUUUGGCUGUGCUGCUUGAGAGCUAAUUGCAAAGCUUUGUACAUGAGUGUUUUCAGAAUGUUACAGUUUUGCGGUUGAUGUGAUCAAUCGCCCUAAAUAAACAUUAAUAAGAUUACCUUCUUCAGCCUUUUCACAGUGUGUUUGUACUGAUUCCUGUUUGAGUAUGUUGAACUGUUUGUGCUUUGGACGCACAUGGGAUAACGCUUUUAGCCACAUAGUUCCUAACUCCGGCAUUCUCACAGGGGUCUGUCUGCGGUUCUCACCUGCCUCGUGAUAAGUGCCAGGCAUAUAUGCCGGUCUAGUGUACAAACAUCAUACUCACAUCGCAUGAGACAACUAAGAGUAGUUCGGUGUGGUAUGGUUCGACUCGUUUCCAGCUAGUGUGUUCGUGUUGGACUACUUUCACUCUUCACGAUAGCUGUUAGUAGCCGAGUGUGAUCCUAAGGUAUGGUUGUGUGGGUUUGUAUAACGUUAGAUUCGUGUCUGGUUUGCUGGCAACUUGGUUGGGAUGACUCGAACGGGGUGAGCACUUGUGUUGGGCUCGUACUCCAGUAGACCAAGGAUGUUGAACCUGGCAACUCAUGCUUGACAGAUACGAAUCACACUAAUGGUCGCCUGGCUCGGUCUUGUAUGGACUUUGCACUAUGAGGUGGCUGUAUUGUGGCCAACCAUCUCUGUUAUGUUCAUCGAAUGGGCGUUGUGCGCGUCAGGAUUGCAAGGUUGUUGGGAUGCUCUCCACAUUGCCCAGAAUUUUCUCAUGCUUGCGACGGCCGUUAGCUGUACAGUGAUUCACAUUCAGUCGGCCACAACGCAGGACCAGGCACAUGCAUGCAUCGGCCAAGAUACCGUACCCCAUUAACACAACAACAUGAACAACAAAUUCAUAUAAGCAGUUACUUCGGUUAUAGUAAUAAAUAAAAAAGGGUUGUGUAUGAAAAUAUGAUACGGGGAGAAAGAAUGAGUUCGUUGAAAGGAAGAUAUAAAGUAAGUUUGAUCUCACGGUUUAAGGGAAGACGAAGUGUAUACACCUACUUGGUUGUGGUGGAUUCUGAGCCAUGUCACCCAAAGUCUCCAACCAUUGGUUACGAUAGUCGCGCGGACCCCAACCAAGUAGUCUGCAUUCACGAGAUGAUUGCAAUUGCUAAUCACAUGAAGGAGAUGAUGAAAGGUGGGAAGUAAGUUCACGAAUGCGUGUGCGGUGAGACUUUUCACGUUGUAGAAGUCUACCAAAUUAGUCAUUACAUUUCGCAAUGAUUCGUUUUGUCUUGGAAAGGCUCGUGGUAGUCGUGACUAUCAAGGUCUCUCAGUUUGUGCAGUCUCCUUCCGAGUAAAUUUAUGGAAGGUGCUGUCGGCACGCGUUGAUACGGAAUGCUUCACUCAUUGAUAGCUCGGUUUGAACGUCGGUAGUCAGCUGAAAGAAUUUGGUCCUGAGUUCAUGGCCUCUCCUGUGUGCGGCAAAUCUACAGUUGUGGAAGGUAAAAAAAUGAGGGUAUAUCAGGUGUGAGGUUAUCGUUAAGUGAUGUAAAGACUGCGGUCAGGUCACCUCGUAUUCUUCCGUAUGAUUCAGCUUUGUUAAGCGUCAGGCCAUUUCGUCAGUUAAUUUGGGUCUUCCUAUAGCCCCGCGAUACCUCGUUCUCCUAGUAUCUCUCUCCAUGUGAUGGUAUUAUCGGUAUGUAGGAAGACUGAUGAUGAUGGAAAAUACUGGACGAGUCACUUACGUUUAAAACAAGUAUUCCUGGCUCUGAGAGUGUCCUGAGGAACACUGAUACGCACUGUUUUUCAGCCAGUCAGCGUAGAAUCAAUGCAUAGAACCUAUCCACACCCAACGGGAAGGUUGUUCAUCCAUGACGGAAACCGCCCACCAUCCAUAUAUCUCCUUCCGAUUAAGUUUAUGUAAGGUGCAAUCGACUCGCCUUUAUAUCAUUUUGUUCACGUUCUAAAUAUUUUAAUUCAUAGUACUUGCAUUAAGCGUCGGGUUUCGUGUAUACAUUAGUGUUUGUUAAAUGCACAUCUUAUUCUGUUUCAGUGUAGAUAUUGUUGGAUAAAUUCUCCCAACGUCACCAUCUAAUCAUCAACAUAUAGGUAAAAUACUACGUAGCACUUUUGUAUAAACCUAGGACACUGAAUACUACGAAACUUCUUAGGUAAUCUCGUUGGUUUGAAGUUUUCUACUCGAUAGUUAUAUUGGAGUUGUGAUAGACAAAAUCAUAAUUUCAGUAGAGGUGUUUCUCAUUUGUCCUGAAUAUCCUCCAUUAGCGUUAUAAUUUUAGUGGAACGGUAUCGUGAGUGGACAGGUCGUAUGUAAAAGUAUACCGGCAGCUUUUUUUUAAUAUAUUCAACCCCGUAGGGUAAACCGUGUUAACUAUUAGAUUAACUGUUAUGUAGUUUCUAUGCAGUCUUAGUCCCAUUAACUAGUUUUUUAGCCUACAGAAGAGUAACCAA
Schistosoma haematobium is the source of this 4269-nucleotide messenger RNA. RefSeq lists its product as uncharacterized. Gene Ontology annotation, cellular component: cytoplasm; nucleus. The transcript has 4 exons. Gene Ontology annotation, molecular function: RNA binding. The record is from RefSeq and is a predicted model, not a curated record. Bases 924 to 1658 code for a protein of 244 amino acids. Lineage: Eukaryota; Metazoa; Platyhelminthes; Trematoda; Strigeidida; Schistosomatidae.